Messenger RNA from Stegostoma tigrinum, 1913 nucleotides. It is a transcript of the gene pithd1, whose product is annotated as PITH (C-terminal proteasome-interacting domain of thioredoxin-like) domain containing 1. The transcript is spliced from 6 exons. NCBI's taxonomy places the organism in Eukaryota, Metazoa, Chordata, Chondrichthyes, Orectolobiformes, Stegostomatidae. Bases 141 to 767 code for a protein of 208 amino acids. The record is from RefSeq and is a predicted model, not a curated record. Gene Ontology annotation, cellular component: nucleus.
CGUAUGUGCAAGGCCCCUAUCUCCCGCACUGUCUCAAUGUCAUGUGACCUCACGUGAUCGUAGUCUCGCGGACAAACUCGAUUCACUGUACGACAGUUGCGCAAAUUCAUUUUGCGGCGUAGCAACCGGCUGGGCUGACGAUGUCUGGACACAGCCAUGGGCAUGGCCAGUGUCAGUGCGAGGGGCAGCUGGACCCCGCCGAAAGAGGCCUGGAAUAUGGCCUCUUUCGGAAGAUCGACCAGGAGAGGCUGGAGUGUUUGAAUGAGGCGAGUGAGGGCUCUGGCAAACUGGUCUUCAAGCCCUGGGAGGAGAGGCAGGACCGGACUAAGUUUGUAGAAAGUGACGAUGAUGAGGAGCUACUGUUUAAUAUUCCUUUCACUGGCAAUGUGAAGCUCAAAGGAAUAAUAAUAAUAGGGGAUGACGAUGAUACCCAUCCUUCAGAAAUGAGACUGUAUAAGAACAUCCCACAUAUGUCAUUUGAUGACACGGGCAGAGAACCGGAUCAGGUAUUUCAGCUGAGCCGGGAUCUCUCCGGUGAAGUAGAAUAUGCAACAAAGAUAGCUCGUUUCUCAAAUGUUCACCAUCUUUCCAUUCACAUAACCAAGAAUUUUGGUGCAGCAACUUCAAAAAUUUAUUAUGUAGGUUUGCGAGGAGAGUGGUCAGAGGGCCACAGGCAUGAAGUGACACUUUGUACAUAUGAAGCUUCUGCCAACCCUACAGAUCAUAAAAUUGACCUCAUCACUCCUCAGACACACUUCAUUGCUUAAAAUAUGACUUCUGAUACUCCAACAUGUAUGGAAAAAUGAAGACUGCACUAACAAGAAGAAAACACUUCUAGAAUUUCAGGGACUUCUUCAGUAAAUUUGCAGUGAAAUAGAAUACAGUACAAUAGAAAACAUCCAAACAAUUGUGUCUAUCUUGUAAAUUAUAAACCAGCAAAGAUGUUCAAGCAGAAGAUUAAUAAGGAGGCACCAUUCACUCUUUAAUUGGAGUCUGCAGUUGCUGCUUUAAUUCAUAAGACUCAAAAUACAGAUUUGGCAACUAAAUAGAAGCUAAAUAGCAUUUGAUAUUCUAGACCUAAAGCAAGAGUUUCCAAGUUAAUACCUGAUUUUGAUUUUUCAUCAAUAGUGUUUCACAUGUAUUUGAAAAUAUAUGUUGAAAAUCUGAGUUCUAUGUGCCACUGUCAAAAUCUGCACAUCAGAAUAAUCUGUUGCUUGUGAUGUUUUUCUACUCCUGUAGCUAUUUAAUUCUUUGAGCAAUAAUGCAGUCUGCAAGCAUGAUCACUUAAAACUUGUAUUUCUCAUUAAUUACAUAAUGGGAAAACAUCUUUUUAAAAGCUACACUAAUGUCUAAUCAAGAUUCCUAAAGUCUGCAUCUGUGAUUGGCAACCUCAUUGAUUUUGUAAUUUUCAGGGAUUGAGCUUUAUCAGAAUCAAGUAGAUUCAUAACUAUGCUGUUUAAAUGCUAUAAGAAGCAUAAACUGAUGUCAGUGAUCUUGAAAUUAUGAAGAAAAACUCUUAAAUGAGAUCAACGAUCAAGAGCAGGGACAACACAAAUGAUCUCUCUGAAAUUGACACAAAAUGUAUUGAUUUCAUAACGAAAUAAUCCAAUAACAUCCUUAUUGGUCCUAAAUAAAUUGCUAUCAGUCUUUUCCAUCUUUGUCUGCAAGUUGCUGUUUUUCCCUGAAUGCCUUUGUGUAUUAGAUUACGUAACCAUGAAGAUCAUUGUGCCCUUUGUGUAUCAGUGAGGUGAAUGGAGGUUCACUGUGCUGUAGUUUAAAACUUGCAUUGACAUUUUGCCCUUAUAGCCACUUUGCUUGAACUUAUCUGUUACACACUCUGGAUUUGGAAGUUACGGUGAUGAUACGAGAAAAUGCAACCAUUGCUUUGAAGAGAAAAUAAAUCUUUAAAAUUA